This is a messenger RNA of Emiliania huxleyi CCMP1516, 936 nucleotides long. RefSeq lists its product as hypothetical. Gene Ontology annotation, cellular component: membrane. Gene Ontology annotation, molecular function: P-type transmembrane transporter activity. The transcript is spliced from 3 exons. NCBI's taxonomy places the organism in Eukaryota, Haptophyta, Isochrysidales, Noelaerhabdaceae. The record is from RefSeq and is a predicted model, not a curated record. The annotation marks the transcript as partial.
GCCUCGCCCUUCACGUCGCGCUCGCCGUCGGUGCGCAACAUCGUCGACCUGGUGCGGCAGGGCCGCUGCACGCUGCUCUCCGCGCUGCAGCAGCAGCAGAUCAUGAUGCUCGAGAGCCUCAUCUCGGCGUACGUGCUGUCGGCGCUCUCGCUCGAGGGCGCGCGCUCGUCGGAGCGGCAGAUGAUCGCCUCCUCGUGGCUGCUCAUGAUUGCGCAGCUCGCCUUCUCGUACGCCACCCCCAUCCAGCAGAUGCACCCGCAGCGGCCGCUCCGGUCGCUCUUCCACCCGGCCAUCUUCUUCUCGAUGUUUGGGCAGGCGGUGCUGCACCUCUUCGCGAUGCGCGCGGCCGUCAACAUGGCGCGCGACGAGAUGGGCCCCGAGCGGCUGCAGGAGGCGAUGGCGCUGUGGACGACGCCCUUCAUGCCCAACCUGCUCAACACGUGCGUCUUCCUCGUCGAGACGGCGCAGUGCAUCGGCGUGCUGCUCAUCACAGAUCACUACAAGGGGAGGCCCUGGAUGAAGGGCAUCUCCGAGAACCACCCCCUCUUCCUCUCCGUCUUUGCGACCGUCGCCGGCUGCGCCGUCUGCGCGUGGGGCAUCUUCCCCGAGGUCAACGAGCUCAUCCACCUGGAGCCAAUGCCGAACGACGCCUUCCGCUACAAGCUGAUGACCCUCGUCGGCAUCUCCAUCCUAGGCACCUUUGUGUGGGACCGGCUCUGCGUCGCAAUCUUCGCGCCCCCCAUCUUCCGCGCCAUGCUCGACGAGGCGAAGGCACUCACGCCCGCCGACGCGAUGCCCGCCAUCAUGUCGCUCGGCAAGGUGCUCCUCGUGCUCGCCGUGCUCGGCUCGGGGAAUAUCCUCAUCUGGGGCGGCGCCUACUACAUGUAUUCGCAGUUCAAAAAGGCGCGCGCGCAGCAGGCCAUGGCCUCGAUCUGA